UUGAACCGAGGAGGCGGAGGUUGCAGUGAGUUGAGAGUCCGCGCACCGUUGGCACCGCGAUGAGGGCGGGAAGCACAGCGCGGGGCCCCCGGGAGCAAGAACGCCGCGGGCACCCAGCCCUCGUGGGAGGCGGCGGUCGGGGCACGCCCCGGGCCGAACCAGGCUCUGCACUCCCGCGGGUGCCCGGACCUGAAGGGUCGUCCGCUGGCUCCAGGAUUCUGCAUCCCCGACCCGCUCCGGGUGCGCCGAGGCUGCUGGGACUUCGCUGCGGGAGCGCGCCCGGGGCCCCGGGGCCUGCACGGAAGGCGGCUGCGGGGAGGGUGGCCGGGCAGAGGCUUCGGUCCCGGGCGCCCCCUCCCCGGCCGGACCCCCCUCCCCGGCCGGACCCCGAGUCUGCAGUCUCCGCAGGAGUCCUGAGAGAAGUGAUUGCUGGUGAUGAUUCGCACCUAGGAAUCACAGUGAUUCGCACCUCGGUAACGCCGCAGCUUCGUCUCUGUGACUCUGGUGGCCUUUUAUUCCUGCUUGUUACCUCCUGGUCAUGA
Messenger RNA from Homo sapiens (human), 542 nucleotides. Its product is annotated as basic salivary proline-rich protein 2-like. NCBI's taxonomy places the organism in Eukaryota, Metazoa, Chordata, Mammalia, Primates, Hominidae. The record is from RefSeq and is a predicted model, not a curated record. The transcript is spliced from 2 exons. The coding region runs from base 60 to 542 and encodes 160 amino acids.